Messenger RNA from Pogoniulus pusillus (Red-fronted tinkerbird), 6625 nucleotides. It is a transcript of the gene MIER1, whose product is annotated as MIER1 transcriptional regulator. Gene Ontology annotation, cellular component: nucleoplasm. Lineage: Eukaryota; Metazoa; Chordata; Aves; Piciformes; Lybiidae. Gene Ontology annotation, biological process: negative regulation of transcription by RNA polymerase II. The record is from RefSeq and is a predicted model, not a curated record. Bases 865 to 2325 code for a protein of 486 amino acids. The transcript has 14 exons. Gene Ontology annotation, molecular function: transcription corepressor activity; histone deacetylase binding.
GCCGGCCCGUCCCCGGGCCCCUCUCCGUGCCCGGCGGGGCUGGGCCGCCUCGCCGCGCCCCUCCGCCUCCCCCUGUCCGGCCCCGGCGCUCCUCCCCUGCCGUCGGGGCUGCGGCAGCUCCCGCUCCCCCUUUGUCACUGAAGCACAAAGCUCCGCAGCGAUCCCGGGGAGACAGGAGCUUCUGCUGCCCUGCCGUAAAACUCGGCCCCGGUGGCGGGGAUCGGGACAAGUCUGAGUAUUUCAGGGAGAGAUUUAAGCCUUUGGGUUUUUUUUUUUAAUUCUUUUGUCCGUCGUUCGGUUGAGUCAGCAAAGUUGCACGGCGGGUGGAUGCCUUUCAGCGUCUCCCCACGGGGACCGGUUUUGAGGCUUUAGUGGGAGAACUGGUGGCAGAGGAGUGGCUUCACAAGUCGUGAAGGGCCUGUGACCCUCUAAAAGAAGCAAGAGCAGAAGCGGGCAGCCCCCAGCCCAACCUGAAGCAGAGGAAGAGCAGCCCUGGGCUUUAGAGAUGGAGGCAGACCUGCUUCUCCAAAGGAUUUGUAAAUAGUGUCCUCACUUCUGAUUGUGAUGCCAGACUUCUGGAUCAGGAGCUUUCCUCUCUGCCUUGCAGGACUCUGUGUCCUUGUACCAGCCAUAGAACAAGACUGAACCUGGGCAGGACCAGCUUAGCCUGGUUGGUGUUAUCCCACCCAAGGGUGUUACACACAUCAGGAGUGGGUCACAAGCCGUUCACGAGCCAUUCCCUGAGGACCUCAUCGCUGGUGAGACCCCGUCCACACCUGUGUACCUCACCACCCUUCUGUUGAGUCUGCAAGCCCAGGAGGUUCAGCAACAUCUGAUGACCAUGAAUUUGAUCCAUCAGCUGAUAUGCUGGUGCAUGACUUUGAUGAUGAACGGACAUUAGAAGAGGAGGAAAUGAUGGAAGGAGAAACAAACUUCAUUUCUGAAAUAGAGGAUCUUAACAGGGAAAGUGACAUGCCAAUCCAGGAGCUGCUCAGCCGGUACGGCUACGAUGGUACCAUGCCGCUCCAAGAAGAAGAGGAGGAUGAGGAGGAAGAAGAGGAAGAGGAGGAGGGAGAAGAUGAUGAUGAUGUUGAUAAUGAUGACAACAGUGGCUGUAGUGGUGAAAACAAAGAGGAGACAAUAAAGGAUUCAUCAGGUCAGGAGGAUGAGACCCAAUCGUCUAAUGAUGACCCAGCCCCAUCUGUUGCUUCCCAAGAUCCACAGGAGAUAAUUCGCCCUCGUCGAUGUAAAUAUUUUGACACAAACAGUGAAAUAGAAGAGGAAUCUGAAGAAGAUGAAGAUUACAUCCCCUCAGAAGACUGGAAAAAGGAAAUCAUGGUGGGCUCAAUGUUUCAGGCUGAAAUUCCAGCUGGCACCUGCAAGUACAAAGAGAAUGAAAAAGCAUAUGAAAAUGAUGACCAGCUGCUCUGGAAUCCUGACUUCUUGCCAGAAGAUAGAGUGAUCGAGUUCCUAAACGAGGCCUCGAGGCGUACGGGUGAGGAGAAAGGUCUAGAUGCAAUUCCUGAAGGAUCACACAUUAAAGACAAUGAGCAGGCCUUGUAUGAACUGGUGAAGUGCAAUUUUGAUACAGAAGAAUCCUUACGAAGGCUGAGGUUUAACGUGAAAGCAGCCAGAGAAGAAUUGUCUGUUUGGACAGAAGAAGAGUGUAGGAACUUUGAACAAGGGCUGAAGGUCUAUGGCAAGGAUUUCCAUGUGAUUCAGGCAAAUAAGGUACGGACGCGGUCGGUGGGGGAGUGUGUGGCCUUCUACUACAUGUGGAAGAAAUCCGAGCGCUACGACUUCUUCGCGCAGCAGACUCGCUUCGGCAAGAAGAAGUACAACCUUCAUCCCGGAGUCACAGAUUACAUGGACCGUCUGCUGGACGAAAGUGAAAGUGCUGCCUCCAGCAGAGCUCCGUCCCCACCUCCAACAGCCUCCAACAGCAGCACCAGCCAGUCGGAAAGGGAAGACAGCACCACCAGCAGCAGCAAUCAGAACGGGGUGUCUGCCAACGGGCCAGGGGAGAUGCCAAAUAAAGAUGAAGCAAAAAUGGAAGGGUUGCACGUCAAUGGACCUAGCAGUGGCAAGAAAACACCUCACACAGAUCUGGACACCAAUGGGUAUGAGACUGAAAGCCUUGGCACUGACCCGAAACUUGCUCAUCCAGCUUCGAGGAAUGAAAACAACGCGGAAGAGAAAAAUGAGAGACCUCUGAAAAGAAGAAGAAUUAACAGCAACGGGAAGGAGAGUCCAGGUUCUUCAGAGUUCUUCCAAGAAGCAAACUCCCACGGGAAGUUUGAAGAACUAGAAACUUUGGAUGACUGAAUUCCAAGCAGCUGAUUUUUAUUCCCUGGUGUAAAUGUUGGGGUGUCUGAAAUUUUCAGGGUUGAUGGGUUACCUUACCAAAACCAAACCAAAUCCAGUUCCAUAAAACCAACCUGCCCAGAUACAUAGAGAUAGAUAUGUAUAGAUUUCAUUUUUUCCUCCCCCCCACCUCAUACCCUCUAGUUGGCUCUGAAAAAUCUGAAUAUUUGGUGGUUUUCAGUGCUGAAAAAGCAGUAGGAGGGGAAAAAAAAAAAACAAACCACAAAACUGCAUUUCUCAGACAGGAACUCUCCAGGCUCUUAAAAAUAAUUUGAGAAACAAAUAUUUUGAGCAAGAAAACCCCCAAAAAAAUCCUCCCAGGUGAAGUAAGUUAAAACCCCACUUUUUUUUGGUUUGGCUUUUUUCAGGCCUUGUACAAACCAAUGUGAAGUGAACAAAGCAAUGUGAAGUGAACAAUGUGAACAAGGGAACAAACCAAUCCUAUUUGUAGCAGGGCAGCUGGAGCAAGCGUUGCGAGGAGUGGAACAAACCAAACGCAGGAUGCCACAACACCCAUCAGAACAGGCAGAGUGAGAGGCAAAAGUGUCACCUCCCCCCCACCCCCAACCCUCUUAUCAUUACUUAAGGAACCCUUCUGAAUCCUGAAAGUUAUGAGCACAACUAUUUUUAUAUAUAUAUAUAUAUAUAUAUAAGUUUAAAAACAGCAAAAAAAAGGUAACUAAAAUAAACCAGGUCAGGUUUGUCUAUGUAAAAUUGUUGACAUCAAUGAUGUCUUUUUUUUUCCCAUAUUCUUUAUCUGGGCUAAAGAAAUACAUUCUGUAUUUUUCCAGAUUUCUUUGUAAGCCUUUGGAAGAUUUUUUUUCCCCCUUUCUUUUUUUUUUUUUUUUCCUUUCUUUUCUUUUUCUUUUUAAACUUCAAAAUUGUCUUGAAACUGAACUUGUCCUUUCUUAAAGAAACAAAACGCUUGUAUAAUUUUCUUAACUUGUACAGUUGGUAAACUUUUAUGAGAGAGUUGAUAUCUGGAGUUUAAUGUCAGCUUCCUUUUAUUUUGCUGAAGUCUUUUCUAAGGAAAAAAAAAAGCCACCAAAAAAAAAAAAACCCUAAACACCACCACCUCCUUCUCCCCACCACUACAACCCCUCCAACCAAACCAUCUGACUGAAAAAUUGCUUAUUAGGCACCAACAUCUUCUGAAAGCAGUCAACAAUUGACAUCAGGACUGGUUAGAAAGUGGGUUUUGCUUUUGUGAAGGUGGUUUAGUAUUUAUCCAUGCUUUCUGGGCAAAUAGUGAUGCUGAAGAAGACAAACGUAAGCAGGAUGCUUGCCUUGCACUGAUUUAUUUUCUCUCUUGCUUUUUUAUUUUUAGGCUUCAUUUUUUAGGUUGAGCCCAGCUAAAUUUAAGCUCAGCCCACGUCCUUUUGAGUUGGGGCUUGUUUUGCUAAAGAUCAGGGUGGUGGAUUAGCCACUGAGUUAUUGUUGCUCUGUCAGCUCCUACCUUUCACCAAAGGCAGAAAAGAAGGAGGCAGAUGAGGCUGGCUGUAGCAGCUGGGGACCUGGUGCAUGAUGUUAGAUGCCUGAAAGCUGGCUAAGUUUGAAUGGAGGAUGUAUGGAAAAAAGUGGAAGAUGCCUGGAAAUUAGUGGAGAAUGCCUGAGAACUAAUGGGAAAUGGCAGAGGGUGUCUGGAGCUAGGGGAUAAUGUCUGGAAGCUGUUGGAGGGUGUCUGAAAACUAAUGGGAAUAGCAGAGGGUGUCUGGAGCUAGGGCAAAAUGUCUGGAAACAAGCAGAGGGUGUCUGAGAACUAAUGGGAAAUAGCAGAGGGUGUCUGGAGCUAGUGGGAAAUGUUUGGAAAGGAGCAGAGGGUGUCUGAGAACUAAUGGGAAAUAGCAGAGGGUGUCUGGAGCUAGGGCAAAAUGUCUGGAAACGAGUGGAGGAUGUCUGAGAACUAAUGGGAAAUAGCAGAGGGUAUCUGGAGCUAGUGGGAAAUGUCUGGAAGCUGUUGGAGGGUGUCUGAAAACUAAUGAGAAAUAGCAGAGGGUGUCUGGAGUUAGGGCAAAAUGUCUGGAAAUGAGUGGAGGGUGUCUGGAAGCUGUUGGAGGGUGCCUGGAAACUAGUGCAGGGUGUUUGGAAGCUGUUGGAGGGUGUCUGGAACUAGUGGGAAAUGUCUAGAAAUGAGCAGAGGGUGUCUGGAAGCUAGUGGAGGGUGUCUGGAACUAGUGGGAAGUGUCUGGAAACGAGUGGAGGGUGUCUGGAAGCUGUUGGAGGGUGUCUGGAACUAGUGGGAAAUGUCUAGAAAUGAGCAGAGGGUGUCUGGAAGCUAGUGGAGGGUGUCUGGAACUAGUGGGAAGUGUCCGGAAACGAGUGGAGGGUGUCUGGAAGCUGUUGGAGGGUGUCUGGAAGCUAGUGGACCUUAGAUGGCUUGAGUUAUUUCAGUGGCAGCCAAACCAUCACCCAGGCUUGGUGCAGCCGAUUCAGAUGCCUACAUCUUUGUGCCUAGAGGUCUCCAUGUCUAAGUGCCCAAGUCAAAGAGGUUUUAAGAUCAAAAGUGCAGGAAAUGCAAAUUCUUUAUCAGGAAGUGUGGAGGGGUGAUGCUCACCAUCCCAUCAGCCUCAUCUGGAAGUUGAAGCAGGGUGUUUCAUCCAUGAAAUAGCUUUUUAACAGCGGUGUUUUACUUUGGUUUGAUUUCAGUCACAAGUAACCUUCUACUUAGAUGAAAAAUAGGACAGAAAUUGUUCAUUUGUGUAAUUUCUUAGCUUAGCUGCUUGUCCUGUGGCUCAUGGGAGGGCUGCUGAGUCUCUGAUGGAUUAUUUUAUGAGUUUGACAGUUCUAGUUUUACAGUCCACCCUAUGCUUUGAAAUUAAUGUCUCCACCUGAAAAAAAAACCCAACCAACUGCUUAAGAGUUUGGUUUUGUUUUCCUUUUCAACUACCUGCACUUGGACUUUGGAUCAUGGACUCACAGAAUGGUUUUGGCUGGAAAAGACCUUUGUAAUCAAGUUCAACCAACAAGCCAAAUACUCUGGCUCCAGCUGGCUCCCUUGCCAUGAGGAGUCACUGGAGGAGUCUCUUAACCUGCUGGUCCCAGGAAUGAAGAAAUUCUUUACAGUGAGGGUGGUGAGACACUGGCACAGGUUGCCCAGGGAGGAUGUAGAUGCCCCCUCCCUGGAGGUAUUCAAGGCCAAGUUGGAUGAGGCCUUGAGCAACCUGGGCCUAGUGGGAGGUGUCCAGGCCCGUGGCAGGGAGGUUGGAAGUAGAUGAGCUUUAAGGUCCCUUCCAAUCCAAACCAUUCUAUGAGUCUGUGAACGCUGUGAGUGAUCCCUCCUGCUGGUCCAGCUGAUGGGUAGGAGCUAGCUACCAGUGGAGAGGCCUAUCAGUGAAGUCUGAUAAUGAACCACCUGCAGUAAUUGAUUGAUUGAUUGUUUUAGUAGGAAGUUGCUGUUGACAAGCUGGUUUAUUAACCCAAAUGACCACAGCUGAUGGUUCCAGGCUGAGUAAGAAUCUUUCCCUACUACAGUCCUACUUCCAACUUGAUGCUUUUCUUUAUUUUUGGAGGUUGAACGUCAUUCCCCAAACCUUGCAGGAACCUAAGUGAAUUGUCUCAGGCUUGUGUGUGAAAUUCAGCACUGUGUAAAUCUGCAGGAACAUUGCUUUGGGUUUUAUUUUUGGCCUUUGCUUUUUUUCUUGGUGACACUUAGAAGAGACCUUGACAUUCCAUAACCCAACAACUACUUAACCCUCAGCUAGACCUUCAAACCUUAUUUAAUUCUCAUUUAGUUUUCUUGCUGUUUCACACAACACUUUGGGGGUCUUGUUCUUCUACUAUCACUUGAGAAGUCAUUGCACUACUAAAGCUAUUUUAAAAGCCUACAGUUUAACUUUGGUGUUGUUUUCAAAGCCUUCAGCACAGGUUUGAAGGUGUUUCCACCCUGUGCUGAGAAGAACACAAACUACUCACACACUGACACUUGGGUCUGGUCUUUUUUUUUGUCAUUUCCAAGCACUGUCCUGGUGUGGGGGUUCUGAAUUUCUGGAUUCAUGAAGUGCUUGAAGACUUCAGAAGAGAGAAUCCAGUUCCACAGAGUGAGGAACUCCCCCUUGGGCUUUCUAAAGGGUUAAAUGUGAUGCAGAAUAAACCCCAAACCCUGACCACACAGAAAAUGUACAGAUUAGUUUUAUACCUUUUUUUCCACACAUAGUAAUUUUGCACUGUUAGUAACUCCUGUCUCUUACCCCCUCCACCCCUAUCCCUUCCCUGUCUGCAAUGCUGAAAACAAAAAAAGCUUAUUAAAAUAUUUUUGUAAACA